Molecule: messenger RNA, 806 nt
Organism: Manis pentadactyla (Chinese pangolin)
Lineage: Eukaryota; Metazoa; Chordata; Mammalia; Pholidota; Manidae
Gene: HCFC1R1
Product: host cell factor C1 regulator 1
Exons: 4
Coding region: 169-585 (138 amino acids)
Source: RefSeq, a predicted model, not a curated record
CCAAACCGACCCGCCUUCCUACCACGGCUGGUCGCUUUCUGCGCCUGCGCGGAACUUCGCCACUGCGCGCGCGUCCAGAGCCACGCCCCUUUCGGUUGGCUACGCCCAUUUUGACCACGCCCCUAGCGCCCAGUUCCCACCCCUCUGCCCGCAGGACCCCGAAACCCAAUGAUCCUGCAGCAGCCCCUAAAGCGAGGUUCCCCGGGUCAGGCCCAGCGCGACUCGCGGGCCGCUUCGGGGACACCCCGAGGCCUGGACGCGAGCUCCCCUCUCCGAGGAGCUGUGCCCAUGAGCACCAAGCGGCGCCUGGAGGAGGAGCAGGAGCCCCUGCGCAAACAGUUCCUGUCAGAAGAGAACAUGGCCACCCACUUCUCUCGGCUCAGCCUGCACAAUGACCACCCUUACUGCAGUCGCCCCAUGGCUUUCCCCCCAGCUCUGCCUCCACUCAGGAGCCCUUGCUCUGAGCUGCUUCUCUGGCGCUACCCUGGGAACCUGAUCCCUGAGGCCCUCCGGCUGUUGAGGCUGGGAGACACCCCUACACCCCACUACCCUUCAACCCCAGCUGGGGACAUAAUGGAGCUCUGAGUGCUGGCAGGCAGUGCCCCCCCCCCUGCCCACCUUCCUUCUUCCCCACAAGAACUGCACUCUCACAAAGGGACCAGCUAUCCUGUUUAUCCUCAGACCAGACCUCUGGGUACCAGGACCUCAACAGAGGAACCUCAUGGAGCCCUGGGGUGGGAGGGACAGGAGCCUGGGAGGGAGGCACUGCACCCCCAGAACUAAAUAAAGAUUGCUGAGCAAAUGAA